Molecule: messenger RNA, 8164 nt
Organism: Grus americana (Whooping crane)
Lineage: Eukaryota; Metazoa; Chordata; Aves; Gruiformes; Gruidae
Gene: DMAP1
Product: DNA methyltransferase 1 associated protein 1
Exons: 10
Coding region: 162-1556 (464 amino acids)
Biological process (GO): DNA repair; chromatin remodeling; negative regulation of transcription by RNA polymerase II
Cellular component (GO): NuA4 histone acetyltransferase complex; Swr1 complex; nucleus
Molecular function (GO): transcription corepressor activity
Source: RefSeq, a predicted model, not a curated record
AGCGCUCCGGGCCCUUCCGGGGCCUUUCGGCGGCAGCGGAAGUGGUGCUGCCCGGGCCGCUGUGGUAGUCGCACCGUCCCGGUGGCUGCGGAGCCGGCGCGGGUGGCGCUGGAGGGGACGGACAGGACGGUGGCGGGCGAGGCCAGCGGGCAGGCGGAGAGAUGGCGACAGGCGCAGAUGUGCGGGACAUCCUGGAGCUGGGUGGCGUGGAGUCGGAGAACACAGGCACCAUCAACAAAAAGGAUAUCAUUAACUCGGAUAAGAAAAAAUCCAAGAAAUCUUCAGAGACAUUGACGUUUAAGAGGCCAGAAGGGAUGCACCGAGAAGUUUAUGCACUCCUCUACUCUGACAAAAAGGAUGCACCUCCACUGCUGCCAAGUGAUACAACUCAGGGUUAUCGAACAGUCAAAGCAAAACUGGGGUCCAAGAAAGUCCGGCCUUGGAAGUGGAUGCCUUUCACCAACCCAGCGAGAAAAGAUGGAGCGAUGUUCUACCACUGGAGGAGGGCAGCAGAGGAAGGGAAGGACUACCCUUUUGCCAGGUUCAAUAAAACAGUGCAGGUACCUGUCUACUCGGAGCAAGAGUACCAGAUGUAUCUCCAUGAUGAUGCGUGGACCAAAGCUGAGACAGACCACCUCUUUGACCUGGCUCGGCGUUUUGAUCUGCGCUUUGUGGUGAUUCAUGACCGUUAUGAUCACCAGCAGUUCAAGAAAAGAUCAGUGGAGGACCUGAAGGAACGGUAUUAUCACAUCUGUGCCAAGCUGGCUAAUAUUCGUGCAGCUCCAGGCACGGACCUGAAAAUUCCAGUCUUCGAUGCUGGCCAUGAGAGGAGAAGGAAGGAACAACUGGAACGGCUGUACAAUAGGACACCAGAGCAGGUGGCAGAAGAAGAAUACCUCAUCCAGGAGCUCCGCAAAAUCGAAACCAGAAAGAAAGAGAGAGAAAAGAGAACCCAAGACCUGCAGAAGCUCAUCACAGCUGCUGACACCACCACAGAGCAGAGACGUGCUGAGCGCAAGGCUCCCAAGAAGAAGCUGCCACAGAAGAAGGAGACAGAGAAGCCUGCUGUUCCUGAGACUGCUGGCAUCAAGUUUCCUGACUUCAAAUCUGCAGGUGUCACGCUGCGAAGCCAGAGGAUGAAACUGCCAAGCUCGGUGGGACAGAAGAAGAUUAAAGCCCUGGAGCAGAUGCUGAUGGAACUCGGAGUAGAUCUCAACCCUAUGCCCACAGAGGAGAUCGUGCAGAUGUUCAACGAGCUGCGGAGCGACCUUGUGCUGCUGUAUGAGCUGAAGCAAGCCUUUGCCAACUGUGAAUAUGAGCUGCAGAUGUUACGGCACCGCUAUGAGGCCCUGGCCAAAGCUGGUAGUAUUGGCCCCCUCAGCGCGGAAGGCGCCCAUCCGGAUGGCCAGGCAGGCCUCAGCAUCGAGGAAGGCAAAGGAGAUGCCAAGGACCAGAUCAUUGAUGUAGUAGGAGCACCACUGACCCCCAACUCGGUGAGAAGGAAGGUUGUGGGGGCAGAACAGGGAGCACUCAGGUCUCCAACGCAGAUGCCCUGACAAGCGCUGGGGAUGCUGUCCUGCUCUCCCUCCAGGCGUGCGCGUCCAAGGGAGCACAGCACGCCUGUUCCCCCCAAGUCCCAGUGCUGCUCUCCGGGCUCGUCUCCUGUGCUGGACAGUGUUCUUGGUGCUAAUAGGUGGGGUCAGCAGGGCUUUCUACAUCCUGCAUGCAGGCAGAUGGUUUGACGUGGGUGCCACCGUGGACCAAAGCAGCAAGGCUUUGGGUGACGAGAGCUUGCGUUAGGGCAGCAACAGUGAUGCCAGUACAGCUGCCGGCCUGAGGCAUUUUCCUUCUAGACACAGCCCCAUAAGGGUUGCUCAGCAGAGGGAAGCAAGUGGGGAAAGCAGUCUUGAGAUGAUGAGCCGUGACCUGCCCAAGUCCUUGGAGUCAAGCAGUAGCCCUGCCUGGAGCCAGAGGCUCGGGAAGGAGAGAGGUGUUUGAAGAGCAAAGGGGUGUUUUUAUGCCCUACUUCCAACGUGAGAAAGGAAAGCCAGACCUAGGGGUUCUUUCACUGCGAGCCUUGUGACAAUGUCCUGUGCGUGUACUUCCACAGGAUGCAAAUCACCAGCCUCUCCUCCCUGCCUCCGUGAGGGCAGGCUGCCCCCGUGAGGGCAGGCUGCCCAGCCCCUCACCACUGCCUCAGGGCCAAGGGUAUGCCCGGAGAUCAGCUGAGAUUGCUUUCCCCUCUGUGCAGUCCCCUGGCACAGCUGAGCUGAACUGCCUGAUGAAAGCUGCCCGUCUCCACACAGUGGCAUCCUCGACGCCUUGAAUAUACUGCCCUGGUAGUGGCACAGACCUUUACUUUCUAAAAUGUAUAAUGUAUUGCAGGAUAUUGAGAACACCGUAUUUGUCAACGGCAGAGGUGAUAUGUUAAUCUGGACUUGAGUAAUGUCCUAUUUGAUUGUGACAAUAUGGAGUCGUAAGGAAGCAUUCCACUGAGACAGGUUCAUGUUUGCAAAGGAGUCUUCUGAAUUAUUUUUAUUUUCCCCUAUUGUAUUCAAUCCGAAAUCUCGCCCCUCCCUGUUGUCCGGAGUGUUCUGGUUUGCAAACUUUUCGGGCUGAUUCACAACACAUUUGCUCUCCUUUGAGACUUUGCUUGUUGGGAAGGUGGGAGAGGUGGUGGUGAUGGUGGCCAUGGCUGCAGGAGGAAGGAGCCCAUGUGUGUGUUUCUGACCACAUUGUUCCUCAGUGCCACCUCCUGGAAUCAGAAACAAAGGGGUGGGCCCAGGCAGCACAGAGAGGGUUAAACUGACCUGGUCUCUGACAUAUUUGAAAGAAAUAUAAUCAAGUUAAUUCACUGCAAGGCAAAUUCAGUACCUAAAGGGCCCCUAUGUUAAAUACAGCACUGACCUUUACCGGCUGAUUACACAAAGACGACACAAUUAGAUUAGUCCAAGACAAAAGGUCAAGCACAUUCACACUGUGACCAUUUUAUGCUACCUUUUGAGGGGGGUGGAAAUUACAUCCCAGCUGGAGGGGUAUCUUGGAGAGGAGGGGAACGGGGCUGCUGUCCCACGUUCUGCCUGGCUCAGGUAUAUUUGGAGAGUCAGGCAGGGCCUGGCACUGUGCUUGACCUGAACCUUUCCUGCGGUUCUGGGCACUGAGGCGGUGGGAGAGACCAGCAGCCUGUGGCCCAUAACCAGCUUUUCCAAGGAUGGGCUGAGCUGAGUGGAGGCCGUGUGUUGGUGAUGCUGCUGGCCCUGCCCAGAGCUGGCAGGAGCAGCCCCACUGCCUCUCGCUCACAGUCACAGCUAAAAUUGGCCUCUGCAAGGUCAGUGGGCUGGGGUCAGCCCUGAGAAGGGAGGGGGGUGAGGUAGUUGCUGGCUCUUUGGCUGGUGGGGUGCAUACACAUGUCCCCACACUGCAGAGUGAUCGCCCUGAGGUGUCCCAGGUCCUGGUGCAAUGGGGACAGCGUGGGAGGCAGCGUGCCCAAAACAUGGCGCUGAGAAAGCAGCCUGCCUCUGCAAGUACAGUGCUUCUCCCCCACCCUGGGGUGCUUGCAGCAGGGGUGGCAACUUUGGUAGCACAAACAAGCAGCUCUCUGUAGAGCAAGUGUUUUGCUGGGAUGUAUCUGGCCUGUCUGCUCAGCAGCGUGACACACGCAAGUCCAGUGGUGCUUUGUAGUGGCCUCUCCCUCCCUUGCCUCCUGCAGCCCUGGCCAUGGGUUCUUGGCGGCUGACACCUUGCUCUUCCCCUCGCCGAGGCUGCUUCAGCGGUUUAACCCUGCCACCAGCCUUGAACUCCGGAGUUGAAGCGUGUGCUUUGCCACUGAGCUGCUGGGGACCCUGAGGGAAUCAUUUAAUCUCCCUGCUUCAAAUUCCUCUGAGUUGGAGAAUCCCUUUGUGCUGUCUAGCACUGCCCAUCCAUGCCACUCCACAUGUUGGAUUAAGUAUGGAUUAGUUCAGCCUCCAAACCAGCUGCUCCCCUGAAGCCUGGUUUGUUUCCCUGGAGAGAAGUAUCUUGCUCCAGAUGUUGGAGGGAGUGAGUGGCAAAGCCAGGAAUAGGACUAGGAGUCCUGACUCCUGAGCCCUGCCUGGCAUGCCUGGAUUCCUUUCCAGGAAUUGGCAUGAAUGGGCAAAGGCACACCAGGGUCCUGAGGUGCUGACUGUGGCAACAGCAGGCUGCCGCUGGCCCCCUUGGUCAGCACUGGGGACGGGGGACAUCUCAGCAGGGUAUUUCAGCCAGGUUAGGAGAGGCGUCUGCCUGUCUCUGCAGCGAGACCCCGCGGGGCAGCGGGAAGCCUGGCACUGCUCUGCCCUGCCGUGUCCACCACAUCUCUCCUACCCUGGCUGCCUGUCCACCCUCCCCGAGGGGCUGUGGUACCCAUCGCUGACCAUUAAAGCCGAGCUGGGAUCCCCCCAGCGCUGUCUGCUGCUGACCCCGGUAGGGACUUUACUCUGGGCCUUCGGGAGGUGAAAGGUGAGCCGAACUUGGAACAAAUUAGUUCCAAGCAGAAGUUCAGCCAGUUACUCCAGAUUGGAUCCUUUGAUUUCCGCAACUCAGACUCCACUCAGUGAUCUGUAAUGAGUGACUCUCAGAAAUCCUCACAUUGCAGCACUUUGUUCCUGAGCUCACAAGUCAGCCCAUUAAUGGGUAAAGGAAAGGACCUUGAGUCUAAGAAGUCUCAGGUUCAGAGUCAGAAUUAUUUGACUUUUAAGCUUCCUUUAUCUGAACUCCUGCUGACUUCUUGUUUUCUGAGCCUGUUUGAAAGCUAGAAGUUACAUUGUUAAGAUCAAACAUUCUCUCUUUCCAGAUGGAGUUACAAUAUCUGUCUUUUAUAUAUAUAUAUAUUUUAAUAUAUAUAUAGUGCAUAUAUACCAGGGUGUAUAUAUAUUCCUCUUUUUUUUUUAAUCGUUCUUUCCAUUAAAAGAAACUAGACUUGUAGGCUCUUGUAAAUUAUAAUGUAAAACAUUUUUUUUAACCAGACAGUUCCCAAUUUUGCCCAAGGCAACUGGAAUAGCUGCGCCACAGAAGGCAAUAGGAAGGUGAUUAAUAUGAAUUUGUGACAUAUUUGAAAGAUGGGUCUUUUGCCAUAUAAAGAUUAUCAAACACAUGUGCUCUUCCCCAUUAAUUCCGUAGCCCUCCCAGGAAAGCCACAAAGCCCAGCUCCUUUGUUUCCAGGGUGGGUUUUUGUUUUUUUAAAUGUACCUUUCGGUCCCCUUGAUUACCAUGUAUUUGAUUUUUAUAGGGCAUCUGUUCACACUGCUGUGUGGGUUCUCUGGCCCUUUUAUUUCCCCGUUAAUCGGAUCCCGCGAAGGCAGCCGUGCCAGGGCCUCUGACGAAAUCCGUGUGUGUGUUGUAUUUAACUUUUAGCCGUGCAAAUUCCAUGCUCUGUUUGCCGUCUGCCCGGUGCCCAGCGGGGACUGGGGGCCGCUUUCCCGCCGGGGGAGGCAGCGGGGCCUCCCACCACGCACACUGCCGCCAGGAGCAGACGCGUGUGGGACCGGCAGGGCCAGAGGAGCAGGGAUGGGCUGGCCCGGCUUGUUUUGGAGAGUGUGUCGGUGCUGCCCUGUCCAUCCCCUGGGUGCUUGCCAGCCGGGGCAGUGGCUCUACUGGUCUUUGAGGACAGGGGUGGCUGUGGGGCUGGGCAUGGCAGGGACCUGACCGCGGUCACUGUGCCUGUGCAGCGUGUCCUGCAGUGCCAGCCUCCACUGCUGCCUGCAGUGUGCCGUGCAGCGGGGUCCCCAGGGCUCUGGCACUGCGCGUCCCUGCGGCACACAGUGACUGGGGUACCUGCUGGCUCUGGUGUGCCCUGUGGCACCCCGCACAGAGCCUGGCUUUGGGUGCUGAACCCGCCGCCGUCUUGGCCAUGGCAUCUGUGCGGUGCCUAGCACCAAGUGUCACUGCAACGCAGUGCAAAAGGCCCCAUCUUUCCUAGGGACAGAUUCAGCCUUGAAGCCUUGUCUGUGAAGAGCCCGCCAGUCUCACUCAGGUGUAUCAGUGCAUGUUGACCAGGAAAGUGGUGGGUUUUUUGAGGAGCCGUGGUUCUCUGUCAGUCUUCUGCUCUGUUCCUAGGCCACUUCAUGGCAGGUCUGGGUGGUGGAGGAGCAUUUCCAGGCUCUGCCCUGUCCUGUGCCAAGCAUCCUGGCCAAAACUGGCCAUAGCACAGAGCUGCUCUGCCCCUCUGUCAAGGCUCUGCUCCUUAGGGCUUGUUGCAUGCCAGCUUGCUUAGUCAGGGCUCCUGGCACCACUGGGUCUUGCAGAGCUCAGCCCCUUUAUCCUGCUCACUCCCACAGGCUGUGCACUGCAAAGAUGACGACCCACAGCCCUGUCCGUGUCAGGGACGUGACAUCCCCUGCAAGGGUGCCAUCCCAGCCCCUGGUCACUGCUGGAUUAGCUCUGUUCCUCCCAUCAUGCAAGGACCUGGCUGUGCCUUCAGCUGGGCAGGUGGCAGUGUGGUCCAUUGGGCACUGCCAAAUGUGAUGCCGGAGCCCCGUGGCCGGCUCUGGGACAGGCAGUUGUGUUUUCCCUGUGACCUGAGCGCUCCCACCCACUUAGCCUGGGUUUUUUUUUUUUUGUUUCCCGUCUCCCUCUUGGAGCAGAGAAAGCAGAGGGAGUUCACCUCCAGCUCCUCCUCCAUCAAGGUGAAGAAGCUGUGAGCCCCCUGUGCUGGGCAAGGAGGAGGUGUGGAGCCAUGUGCAGGAUCAGUCCCAUCCUGCACCCCCCAGAGACAGCUGUGGUUUGUUCUGGUGGUUUUCGUUUUUACAUGCCAGGUUUUUGUGAGCAUCCCUGUAGAUACAGAACCUGUCACUUGCACUGGAGCAGAGCUGUCAUUAGCCCUGGCGAGCCUGUGUGGAGCAGGGGGAGGCAGUGCAAGCCAGCUCUCCUCCGCCCUGGGCAGGCCAAGUGCCGCUAGCCACACUGGGAGCCCUGGCUGCCGGUGGUUCUCCCUGAGCCCAUCCGUCUCAGUCGCAGGGCUGCAACGUGGAUUGCUGCCGCCCCUGCUGCCUUUGGGGCCACCAGGCCCUGCUCUGGGCUGCUGCUUGUGCCGGGCUGGGAAGCUCCCUCCACCAUCACAUGUCUGGCCCCUGUGCAGCUGCUCUCUGGCGGCUGAGAAACGUGUCCUUGCUGAGAAACAUGUUGUCCCCAGCACAUGCCGUCAGGCCCGCUUCCUCCUGCUGACCUGCCCAAGGCAGGUGGACACCUCUGGCUUCAGCCUGCGGUGAGAGGGGCCCCCGGUCCCUGCGCCCCAUGUUUUGCAGCACCUUCAAGGGGCUGAGGCGUCGCUGAAGGCAGUGAUGGGAGCCUGGGCCCAUGCACUGUCCACCGUGGGUGCAGGUGGCCCCGGCUGUGUGCCCUGCUCUGAGCCGUGGCCCUGCUGCCCGCCUGCCCACCCCAUGUCCCCUCCACCUGCCUUUCAAGUGUAACUGGCCAUCGAUCUGCCGUGACAACGUCCUCUGAGUCACAUUCUCGCCUGCAGGAGUAAAGGGCAAAGGCCAAGUUCUUAGUUUUCAUAGAAAACUAAUUAGACGACUCCAUCGAAAAUAGGUCAAUAAAGCUGAUCAGGGGCUGCACAGAGGGAGCCAUUAAAACCCCUGUGACCUUUGUUUGGAGCAAGUGGGCUGGGGCUGCCCCUUCCCUCUGGGAGCUGCCCACUCUGUGCCAGCUGGACCACUGCGUCUCAGUCACCCAGUGGCACCGUGGCGCUGGGCAGGGUCCCUUGGGCACCUGGACAUGGCAGCGUUUCCUGCACAGCUUGGUAUGGCUCCUGUGCAUCAUGGUGGUGCUGUGCUCACACUGGCUCUGCUUCCUGGGGCAGAGCCAUGCUGGUUCCAGCCUGUAGCAGAGAGGCUCUAAGUGUGGUAGUGGCUGUGCGAGUACAGUGUGUCAGGCUGCAGGGCAGGGUGACAGAUGCCAGCAGGAGAUGGUGGUGGCUGUCACCCCACACCGGGCAGAAGGCUGCACUGGGGUGCACCUGUGGGUGCAGCCCAGCUGGGACGGGCUGGUGGCAUCCUCAGGGUAGAGCCGUCCUGGGGCACAAGCAAACCCGAGGUGGUGGGGGAGACUGCUGGGCCCACCCACGGUGCCCAUGCUGGAGAGGGGGCAGUGCUCCCAGCAGCAGGGAACCCAGACCUCCCUUUCAGAGCCAGAGUUUGCCUUUUUGGGG